GGUAAGGUAUAUUUAUAGCCACCGACAUUAUACAAUAUUAUCAUUAUAUACUAUAUAUUUUAACUUUGGUAACUAUUUUUACAUAGAAAUCUUAGGACAAGUGUAAAAACUAAAUUCUGAAACAAUAGUGCAGCGUCAAAAUCAUGAAAUGCAAGAAAAUAUCCGAGUAAAAAACUAUCAAAGCCGAAAGAAAAAAAAUUAUUAUUUUUCAAAUUUUUUAUUCUAAAAUUUUAGGAUUUUUCCGUUGUUUACAUUGGACACAAACCAUAGCGCUCGAGACUAAAAAGUCUCUAGGCUGCUGUGAUAGAUAGUCGUCAAUUUUAAAAAAGUAAUAAAAGUAACGGAAAUUAAUGAAAAGUUACUUUCUCAAGUAACGGUAAUUGUAACGAAUUACUUUUAAAAGUCGGUAACUAGUAACGGUAACUUGUUACUUUUUCUACUCGAGUAACUACUUACUUUUAAAAAGUAAUCUUCCAUUCCCUACUCGGAACAGAUGCCAGUUGUUCCGAAGUGCACAAUUAUUAAUUAAAUAGGCAUAUAAAUAGACAGUAGACGUAAAAAAUAAACUUUCUUUUUUUAUUUUUUACAAAAUAAUAUUUCUCAUACUUUGAUAUCUUGAGAGCAUAUUCAAAUAAAAAAAUAGUUUAAAGUUCCAUAAUUGCGUGCUGCUCCUUUUAUUAAUAAUUGUUGAUAUUCUCGUAUAUAUAUAGCAGAUAGUGCUAUCGCAUAGUGCUAUAAGAUAUAUUAUCAGUGCUAUUAUCUUCAUUUUUGUAGUAUCCCAAGUAGCACACAGGACUUAUGAAGCGUUAACAAGCGCUAAAAAAAGUGCAUAUUAUCGCUUUGCUGUGCUACUUGAAAGGUUUGAUAAAUGAUAGCACUGACAGUACAGUCUUAAUCAUUAAGAUUUGGCAUCUGUGCAGUAUCUUAAAGAUUCUUAGAAGAAAAUUCUUAGAUAAAAAUCCAGAAGAAGGAUUGUCCAGAUGAAUUCCUUACAUCUAGCAGACGAUUCCGAGAAACCAGCGGAAGUGAAAGAUCGGGCGCGUCUAUACAGCAUGGUGUUUUGCCCUUUUGUUAUGAGAAUACAUCAUGUACUCAGUCUGAAGCAGAUUCCAUACGAUAUUGUCAAUAUCAAUUUACAGAAAAAGCCGCAGUGGUUUCUUCAAAUUAAUCCAGUUGGCAAGGUACCGGUUUAUGUAGAUUCGGACGGUACAGUAGUAAUGGAAUCUGUCACAGUGGCGAACUAUCUGGACGAGAAAUACCCUGAACCUCCUUUGUACAAUGAAGAAACAAAAAGUCGUGAUUUGGAACUGAUAGAUGAUUUAUCUAAGAUUGUAGAUAUUAUUACGAAUAUCUUAUAUGAGAAGGAUAAGAGACAAUUCGAAGAGAUUCACACCGAGAUAAUGGAUAACUUACAAAAAUAUGAAGAUGAGCUUAAUGUACGCAAGACAAUCUUUUUCGGAGGGAGCAAUCCGGGUAUGUUAGACAUUCUAAUGUGGUCUUGGUUUGAUGUUGGAAAGGCUCUAACUCUACUUCACAAACAGUAUGCAAGUGUUGACAGAUACAAGAAGAAAUUUCCCCAUAUGGUGAAAUGGGUAGAGGGAAUGAAAAUCCAGCCGUUUGUUCUAAAAUAUAGGAGUUCGUAUAAAAAAUUAGCAAAAUUCUUCGAAGCUCGAAGAGCGAACAAUGUUGAUUACGAUAAUAUUUAACGUGAUUUGAAGUUAUUAGCUUGUUUCUAUAAAUAAGUUUACAUCAAAAUAAUAUGUUGAUAGUAUUUUUCUUUUAUUAAGUUCUUAUAUACAUUCUUAUAUUCCAAUAGAACCAAAAACAAAUAUAAUAUAUGAAUAU
This is a messenger RNA of Acromyrmex echinatior (Panamanian leafcutter ant), 1845 nucleotides long. Its product is annotated as glutathione S-transferase omega-1. Gene Ontology annotation, biological process: glutathione metabolic process. The record is from RefSeq and is a predicted model, not a curated record. Gene Ontology annotation, molecular function: glutathione transferase activity; glutathione dehydrogenase (ascorbate) activity. NCBI's taxonomy places the organism in Eukaryota, Metazoa, Arthropoda, Insecta, Hymenoptera, Formicidae. Gene Ontology annotation, cellular component: cytoplasm.